Molecule: messenger RNA, 1392 nt
Organism: Egretta garzetta (little egret)
Lineage: Eukaryota; Metazoa; Chordata; Aves; Pelecaniformes; Ardeidae
Product: paralemmin-2
Exons: 10
Coding region: 1-1392 (463 amino acids)
Biological process (GO): regulation of cell shape
Cellular component (GO): membrane
Source: RefSeq, a predicted model, not a curated record
AUGACCAUGCAAACCCUCAGCUGUGGAAAUGACCGUGCUGUCCUCGGCGCCACUCGGUCAGCCCAGCUUCUGGGAGCCACUGCCGGGAGCGGGCGAGGAGAAUUUCUCCUGCUGACGAGCAACCGGCUAGUCUGGGGCUGGCGUCUUCCCAGGACGCUGCUGUUUGCAUACCAGAAGGCAGAGGAGCAGGAGAAGAGGAAAAGGCAGACAGAAAUAGAAGGCAAGAGACAACAGCUUGAGGACCAGAUACUUCAGCUGCAGCAUUUCAAGGAUGAAGUUAUUAGGCGUACAUGGCAUAACAGAAUUGGCAUCCCCUUUGGCUCUGCAGAAGAGGAAGAAGCCAGAAGGAAGCAGUCAGAAGAGGAUGAGCUGAAGGUGAAAAAGCUUGAAGAAAACAUACACAGGCUGGAACAAGAAAUACAGAAAUUAGAAAGUGAGGAAUCCCAAAUAUCUGCCAAAGAACAAAUCAUUUUGGAGAAACUAAAGGAGACUGAGAAAUCUUUCGACAACUUGCAAAAGAGUUUCUCACACCAGGAUGGUGAUGCAGUAAAUUACAUUUACUCCCAGAUCCCUGAACUCCCAACCCUCUAUUCACGAACAGCAGAGCCAGUUCCUGGGCGGGACGGAGCAAGCAGAGUAGCUGCUUUGUGCACCAUGGAAAUUAAUGUGGAGAAAGACAAACAGACAGGAGAGACCAAGAUUGUCUCUGCUUCACCUAUUGGCCCAGAUGAGGCCCAUCAAAGAGGAUUCAAAGUCUAUGAUGAUGGUACCAAGGUAGUCUAUGAGGUUCACUCUGGUGGCACAGUGGUAGAAAAUGGAGUACAUAAAUUAAGCUCAAAGGAUGUAGAUGAACUUAUGCAAAAAGCUGGACAAUCAAGUGUAAAAGGAGGGUAUGAAACAAUGACUGUGUCAGACAGAAACGUGGUAGCCGAUGGAAACCUUAGCCAUAUGAAGGAGCAAAAGCUCUUCAAGGAGGCAAAGCUGGAAAUGGUACACAAACCCAGCAAAGGGCAUGCUGUGAACCCUCAGCCCCAAGACAAACCCUGCGGUGGCGAAGCCCUGGAGGCCAGUGCAGAUCAGCCGGUGACAAUGAUAUUUAUGGGUUACCAGAACAUCGAUGACGAAGAGGAGACGAAGAAAGUGCUAGGCUAUGACGAGACCAUCAAGGCAGAGCUGGUCCUCAUCGACGAAGAUGACGAGAAGUCAUUGCGGGAGAAGACAGUGACGGACGUCUCCACCAUGGAUGGGAAUGCCGCUGAGCUGGUCUCUGGCAGGCCCCUGUCGGACACGACAGAGCCCUCCUCUCCUGAGGGGAAGGAAGAGAGCCUGCCCUUGGAAGCUGCCCCAGGUACACAAAAGAAAAAGCGCUGUCAAUGCUGUAUUGUCAUGUGA